Elephantulus edwardii (Cape elephant shrew) is the source of this 939-nucleotide messenger RNA. It is a transcript of the gene TEX264, whose product is annotated as testis expressed 264. NCBI's taxonomy places the organism in Eukaryota, Metazoa, Chordata, Mammalia, Macroscelidea, Macroscelididae. Gene Ontology annotation, cellular component: endoplasmic reticulum membrane; autophagosome membrane; replication fork. The transcript is spliced from 4 exons. Gene Ontology annotation, biological process: reticulophagy; protein-DNA covalent cross-linking repair. The record is from RefSeq and is a predicted model, not a curated record. Bases 1 to 939 code for a protein of 312 amino acids.
AUGUCGGACUUGCUGCUACUGGGCCUAAUUGGGGCCCUGGCUCUGCUGUUGCUGCUGACGCUGCUGGCCUUCAUCGGGUACUCGGGGCUGCUGGCAGAGGUGGCAGUGAAUGCUGGCUCACCCCCAAUCCGAAACGUCACUGUGGCCUACAAGUUCCACAAGGGAUCUUACAGCAAGACUGGGCACCUUUUCACCGAGAGCUGCAGCCUUUCUCCUAAACUCCGCUCCAUAGCUGUCUACUAUGACAACCCCCGCAUGGUGUCACCUGAGAAGUGCCGCUGUGCAGUGGGCAGCAUCUUAAGCGAAGGUGAGGAGUCACCCUCCCCUGAGCUCAUCCAGCUCUACCAGAAAUUUGGCUUCAAGGUGUUCUCCUUCCCGGCACCCAGCCACGUGGUGACAGCCACCUUCCCCUACACCACCCCCCUGUCCAUCUGGCUGGCUACCCGCCGUGUCCAUCCUGCCCUGGACACCUACAUCAAGGAGCGGAAGCUGUGUGCCCAUCCUUGGCUAGAGAUCUACCAGCAAGACCAAAUCCACUUCAUGUGCCCGUUGGCCCGGCAGGGAGACUUCUAUGUGCCUGAAGUGAAGGAGACGGAGAGGAAAAGCCGGGGGUCUUUGGAAGCUGACGACACCAUGGUAGAUGACACAGGGGCUGACACGAGUGACAAGAGUUCUGUCAGCCUGGAUGUGGGGCCUGGCAGCCGGGAGCCUUCAGCUGCCACGCUGUCCCCUGGGGCAAGCAGCCGAGCCUGGGACGAUGGUGACACCCGCAGCGAGCACAGCUAUAGUGAAUCUGGAGCCAGUGGCUCAUCCUUUGAGGAGCUGGACCUGGAGGGCGAGGGGCCCCUGGGGGAGCCACGUCUGGGUCCUGACGCAGAGUCCCUGGGGCCUGACAAAUGGCAUAGGGAGCCCAGUACUCCUGAGAAAGGCGAGGAGUAA